UAUUUGAAAGUGAGUGACCCAUUUCAUCAAUAGUCCAUCAGUAGACGAUCAGAAAUAUUCAAAGUGAGAAGCAUUAUUUUCUUCUGAUACGAUAUCAACAUGAAGUCACUUGUUGUGUUAAUAUUCAUUUUUUAUUUAAUAAGCUAUGCUGAUUUAAAGACUAUUGCAAUGAAAAAUAGCGAUACAGGUUGUAUCGCACGGUAUUUAUUAAACAACAACGUAAUAAGUGCAUCUGAUGUAAAGAAUUUCGUAAUUGAUGACUCAGCUGAAAACUGUGUAGAGAAAAUUAACCUGGCAAAUAAAGAGUUUUUCCGACAGUUAAGCAAAAAGAGUACGGGUGACAAAAAAAUGGAUUCGUGUAUUAUAAGAACACUUGAGCGUAAUAAUGUGACAAAUUUAAUCUUCAAAGAAAUUCUUAUGUAUCACGUUAAAAGUGGGAAGGAAUUUCAGGUGCUUAAAGAUCUUAAAACAAUAAAGAAGAGAUUUUUUGAAACAGCAGAACUUGUUUGUAAACAUCAAGAUAUCUUCGCACCAAAUAUAAAUGAAAAAUUUGAUAACCUUGCGAUGAACAAUGUUGACAUAAAUGAUAUUUAUGAGUUUAACGAAAUUAAGUACUGUGUACAGAAAUUUAUUGUUAACAAUGAGGUAGUGAAAAUUGAUCAGAAUAGAGUUGAUAUAGAGCCAAAGAACAUUGACCAAGAGGAUUUAGACGAAUUGGAUUGUAAAGAAGUAGUCGAUGACCUUUACAAUACAAUGGACAAAGAUAUUGAAGAAAUUCUCGAAACAUCAUCAUCAUCACAGUAUGUGAAAACGUCAUGUCUCGUGAAGAAAGCAUUAGACUUUAACUUCUUAGAGAAAAUGUUCUCAUACGUGUUUCUAAUUCAUUCGAACUUGUCAAAGGAAAAUAAAAGUUUAGUGCGUAAGAGAGCGGAUGAAACCGAGCCAAGUGUAGAACGCUAUAUGAUGGAAUGUAUUCAUCUCUAUUGAGGAUAAUAUUAAUGAACGGGAUAAUAUAUUUAUAUCUCAUAGACGAACUAGUUUUGUAUAAUACUUUGAUUAAUCAUUCGUUAUCAAGUGCUUCUGCAUAAAUCUUUCAUAUUUACAUUCACAGAUAAUUUAAGCAUGUCUUCUCCUUCUUUUUUUUUCUGACAAAAUUAGAAUUAAAUUCUUCUUAUUGUUUGAACUUCUUGAUCGUUGCUACACGCCAACAAAACAAAUUAAUUUUUUACGCAUAAUUAAAUUGAUGAUAGUAAAGUUUUUUUAAAAACAUUCUGUAUAUUUUUUAUCUGAAUAAGUUAUUACAUUACAUGCCUUUUUUUUGUACUGAUAAAAUCUUUAUGAAAAUUUUCAUGGAAAAUAAAGUUGUGUGUAAAAAAGAAGUGUUCUCAUUAUUAUUAUUACUGUUAUUGUUAUUUAUAUGAUAUGAU
Molecule: messenger RNA, 1427 nt
Organism: Chironomus riparius
Lineage: Eukaryota; Metazoa; Arthropoda; Insecta; Diptera; Chironomidae
Source: the annotation of a GenBank genome assembly